AUGGCCCCGGCCCCGGUCCCCCCGCGCCGCCCCCGGCCCCGGCGCCGCUGCCGGCCCCGGAUGGCGCUGCCGGUGCCGCUGCCGGUGCCGCUGCCGCUGCUGCUGCCGCUGCUGCUCCCGCCGGUGGCCGCCUUCAACCUGGAGGCGUCGCGGCCCGUGGUCUUCCGCGGGGCCCCCGGCUCCUUCUUCGGCUUCGCGCUGGACUUUUACCUGCCCGAGCCCCGCAGUGUCAGCAUCCUGGUGGGGGCCCCCAAGGCCAACACGAGCCAGCCCAACGUCACCCAGGGGGGGGCCGUGUUCCACUGCCCCUGGCCCCCCGAGGGCGGCUGCGCCCCCAUCGACUUCGACCACAUCGGGACCCGCACCCACGACUUUGGGGGCAACAGCAGCGACGGCGCCGAGCCCGUGGAGUUCAAAUCCCUGCAGUGGUUCGGGGCCACCGUGAGGGCCCACAACAGCUCCAUCCUGGCCUGCGCCCCCCUGUACAGCUGGAGCCCCCCCAAGGAGGAGGGGGGGGCGCGGGAGCCGGUGGGCUCCUGCUUCCUCUCCCUGGGCAACUUCUCCAAGUUCGUGGAGUACGCGCCCUGCCGCUCAGACCUGAACUCGGCGGCCGGGCAGGGUUACUGCCAGGGGGGCUUCAGCGCCGAGUUCACCCAGACGGGGCGGGUGCUCCUGGGGGGGCCCGGCAGCUACUUCUGGCAAGGGCAGGUCAUGUCGGCCACCCAGGAGCAGAUCGCGGCCGGGAACUUCCCCGAGUACCUGAUCCAGGAGGUGCCGGGACAGCUCCAGACACGGCAGGCGGAGCCCAGCCACGACGACAGCUACAUGGGUUACUCGGUGGCAGUCGGGGAGUUCAGCGGUGACACCACGCAAGACUUCGUGGCCGGUGUCCCCAAGGGCAACCUCACCUACGGCUACGUCACCAUCCUCAAUGGCACCAACAUGAAGUCCCUGUACAACUUCUCAGGGGAGCAGAUGGCCUCGUACUUCGGCUACGCCGUGGCCGCCACCGACGUCAACAACGACGGACUCACGGACCUGCUGGUGGGCGCCCCGCUGUUCAUCCCU
Molecule: messenger RNA, 1068 nt
Organism: Serinus canaria (Common canary)
Lineage: Eukaryota; Metazoa; Chordata; Aves; Passeriformes; Fringillidae
Product: integrin alpha-5-like
Exons: 12
Biological process (GO): integrin-mediated signaling pathway; cell adhesion mediated by integrin; cell-matrix adhesion
Cellular component (GO): external side of plasma membrane; integrin complex
Molecular function (GO): integrin binding
Source: RefSeq, a predicted model, not a curated record